This is a messenger RNA of Struthio camelus australis, 804 nucleotides long. It is a transcript of the gene GPR119, whose product is annotated as G protein-coupled receptor 119. Lineage: Eukaryota; Metazoa; Chordata; Aves; Struthioniformes; Struthionidae. Gene Ontology annotation, biological process: adenylate cyclase-activating G protein-coupled receptor signaling pathway; regulation of metabolic process. Gene Ontology annotation, molecular function: G protein-coupled receptor activity; phosphatidylcholine binding. The record is from RefSeq and is a predicted model, not a curated record. Gene Ontology annotation, cellular component: plasma membrane; cytoplasm.
AUGGAUGAGUUUUCCCCGCCCUUUUAUCCCACCCAGACCUUCUGUGUUCUGAGAAUGGCUUUCGUGACUUCCUCCUCUGCUGCCUCCAUCCUGUCCCUGACGCUGGUGGCCUUUGACAGGCACUUGGCCAUCAGGCAGCCUUUCCAUUACUUCCGGCUGAUGACGGGCCUGCGGGUUGGAGUGCGCUUGGUGGGACUCUGGCUGCUUGCUGCCAUCAUUGGCUUCCUCCCAGUCCUCGCCCCAAGCCUUCAGCAGACCUCCACCUCCACCAUUGACAAGUGCUCCUUCUUCGGAGUCUUCCAGCCAAGAUACAUGCUCACUGUCUUUUGCAUCGGCUUCUUCCCAGCACUCUUUCUUUUCAUAUACCUCUACUGCGACAUGCUGAAAAUUGCAGCCAUGCAUGUGCAGCACAUUCGGGAGGUGGAGCACGCAGGGCUGGCAGGGAGCUGCCCCCCAUCCCGCGCCACUAAUGACAUGAAAGCCAUGCGCACUGUGGCUGUGCUCACUGGGUGCUUCACGCUGUCCUGGUUGCCGUUCUUUAUCGCCAGCAUCGUGCAGACCAUGUGCCUGGAGUGCUUCCCCUACAAAGUCAUUGAGAACUACCUCUGGCUGCUGGGACUGGGUAAUUCCCUCCUGAAUCCCCUGCUCUACUCCUACUGGCAGAAGGACGUGCGGCUGCAGCUCUCCCAGCUGGCUGCCAGUGUGAAGAGGAGAGUCCUCCUUCGCCUGGGGAAUGGCUCCGGUUUCCCCAGCAGAAGCACUAAGUCCCUCCCCACCGUGUCCUGCUUGCGGCUCCAGGACUGA